Molecule: messenger RNA, 600 nt
Organism: Adineta ricciae
Lineage: Eukaryota; Metazoa; Rotifera; Eurotatoria; Adinetida; Adinetidae
Source: the annotation of a GenBank genome assembly
AUGUUGAACAUUUGGGAACCAGUUCCGCACACGGAAUCGAUUCCUACGAUUCCGGAAUUGCUUGCCGAAAUCCGGCGGCAAAGAACCAGCCGGAACUUGCUGGAAUCGGCGAAAACUGUGCCGGAAUCGAGAAGAGCUGUACCGGAGUCGACUGAGAUUUCAACGGAUCCAGUCACCGGAAUGAUCGACCUGGGGAGCAGUUCUUAUAUUAUAUUAAACAUCAACGACAAGCGAAAAUGGAUUGCGAUGUUUCAGGAUUAUAAACCAUCGGUGAAUAUGCAAGCAUUAUUUGGUAGCAUUGUUGAUGGUGGUGCUGUGUUGACUAGGGGUAUUGUCAGUCAAUAUUUUGGAACAUCAACUGAUGAAAAUAGUAAUCAACAGCUACAUACAGAUCCGUCGCAAACUACUGAUGCAGUAAAUAAUGCAACACCUAAUAAAGUCGACACUUAUGCGGGAGUCGCGGGUCUUUCGUUGCCGGUGGCUACGUUUGAUGGAUUGAAAGCUUGGUUAUCAACUCAUGUUUCUCAAUAUAAGAAGAAUAUCGAAGGUUGUAUGUUAAAAAAAUUAGAAGGUUUUAUGAACGAAAGUGUAAAAGAAUAA